UAUAUAUCGUACCAUUAUCAUGACUCCACCUUUUCUCCGUGUUCAAAGGUCUAUAAUUAUAAACAUCAUCACCAGAGUCGUCGUCGUCGUUGUCUAGAAGCAUUUUCUCGAUUGCUUUGUGAAACUCCCUUCACGUCCCUUGAAACAUUGCAAUCAUGAGCUCCUCAUUAAUUGGAAAGCCAGCACCAAUCAUCAGUCUUCCCAAUAUCAGAGGAGGACAAUACGAGCUUCCGUUAGGACACAAGCCAAUUGCGUUGUUCUUUUUUCCCAAAGCAGGCACCAGUGGAUGCACGACGGAAGUCUGCUCGUUUCGAGACGCUCAAAAGGAGAAUGUGACAUUUCAGCGGUAUCCAGAUCUAGAGAUUGUCGGCGUCAGUGCGGAUCCCGUGGCGAAAGGCUUGAGCUUCGCGGACCAACAUAACUUACCGUUCCCAUUACUGUCUGACGAGAAAGGCUCGGCUCGUAAAGCAUACGGAGUGGAAAAGUCGCUCUUUGGGCUCGCCGAUGGUCGUGAGACGUUUUUUAUCGACAGACGAGGCAUAGUCAAGGGAACGCAUCGCGGACUGGUCAACGCAAAGGCGCACGUCCAAUUUAUCGAGCAAAUGCUGAAGGAAGCAGGGGAGGAAACCCAGUGAUAACGAUAUCUGCAGA
Molecule: messenger RNA, 651 nt
Organism: Kockovaella imperatae
Lineage: Eukaryota; Fungi; Basidiomycota; Tremellomycetes; Tremellales; Cuniculitremaceae
Product: thioredoxin-like protein
Exons: 5
Coding region: 156-635 (159 amino acids)
Biological process (GO): cellular response to oxidative stress; cell redox homeostasis
Cellular component (GO): cytoplasm
Molecular function (GO): thioredoxin peroxidase activity
Source: RefSeq, a predicted model, not a curated record